Hansenula ciferrii is the source of this 822-nucleotide messenger RNA. RefSeq lists its product as uncharacterized. The record is from RefSeq and is a predicted model, not a curated record. Lineage: Eukaryota; Fungi; Ascomycota; Saccharomycetes; Phaffomycetales; Wickerhamomycetaceae. Bases 1 to 822 code for a protein of 273 amino acids. The transcript has a single exon.
AUGUCCUUCUUUGAGAGUAAUUUAAAGCUGUUCAAGUCGACAGAUGUGGAUGUUGACUUCAAAUCACAAGGUUUUAUACACAGCUUGAGAGCCAUAAUCAUUGCAAUCUUAGCAGAAUCAAAUGAUGAUUUGAUAUUAUCUUCAAACUUAUCAACUUACUCUGUCCAAGAACUACAAGAAGCCACAAAGGUGAAAUAUGAGCAUGACUUAGAAACUAUUGAAGAUGUGACGUACUCCAUAGACACCCUGGUUGUUUCAUUCCCAAAUAAUAUUAUUAAGAAACAAGCACUUACAUUUAUCAGAACAAUUGAAAAAACCAAAAAAACAUAUACCACAUUAAUAUUAGCCAGAGGUUCUGCUAAAUUGCUCACGUUUGUUCUACAAUGGCUAAAGUCAGAGACUGGGUUUUAUUUCAAACCAUUAAAAUUUGACUCGGAUUUCUUAAUUGAAUGUAUGAAUAUUGUUAUUGAUGGAUUACAAGAUGAUAUGGUUAGACUUGGUGAUUUAGAAUUAUCAUUUGAUAUCAAAACUCAACAAAAUAACUUAUCAUCUAUCGGGAUCGAUAUACCACAUAAAGAGAUUAUCAAAUUAGCUAAAGAAUCCAAAGAAGAUGGGUUGAAGAAUACUAUAUAUCAAUUUUUAUUAGAAAGUACAUCAAUAGAUUUUGCAAUGUUUGAUUUAGCAAAAUUUAAAUGCAAUUUUUUAUUUAUAACUAAAGAUGGGAAGUUGAAGUUCUUCAAAGGAAUACCAAGAAAGGGAACAUCAGAUACAAUUGGGUUUACAGCAUGGGAUUUCGUUCAGAAAAUUUAUAAUAUUCUUUAG